Cinara cedri is the source of this 7517-nucleotide messenger RNA. NCBI's taxonomy places the organism in Eukaryota, Metazoa, Arthropoda, Insecta, Hemiptera, Aphididae. The record is from the annotation of a GenBank genome assembly.
UAUAUAAGAUUUUCAAUAAAUACAUAAUUUGCCGAUUUUUAUCAAGUAACCGAGUAUCAGUAUCACUAUCUCUAUAAUAAUAAACUAACUAGAACUUAGAAACAAGUUAUCAAUAUGAGAUAUUAUAAUGCUAAAGUUAAAGACGGAUAUUAAGGAAUUUGAUAAUAUUUGAUAAUAGUUACAUAUUUUUAUUGUUUGAUAUUAUAACGAUAAGUACGUGGUAUGUAAAUGAUUUUUAAUUUUCGUAAUAAUUCUUAGGUACGCAUAAAAGUAUUAUUAUUUAUUUCCGUUCGUAACUAUUGACUGUUCACAUUUUCGUAAAACAUAGAAUUGAUAAAUCGAUAAAAAGGUAAGUGAUUUUAGUCUGAUUUAAAACUUGCGAAUUAGGUACUAUGUGUAUAUGUAAUGCACGUGUUUUGAUCAUUUAAAUUAGUGUGUUGGGAUGUAUUGGAAUCGUGCUCAUGUUUAUUAUGCGCAAUUCACUAGAAGCGGAAGAAAAUACUCUACAAUGUCUAAAUCACCUAAGCCUGUAAAUGAAACCGAAAUGAUUGUAGACAAUUCUCAAGAACAAACAGUGAUAUCGGAAAAUUUGACUAGAACGCCGCGAAUAAUGCCCAUAGAAAAGACAGAAUUCCGUAAAAACGCCUUAAAUAUUCAAAUGUUGUCGGCCAAUUUGUAUGAUCAGCUUUUCAAUGAACCUCGUCAUACAAACGAAGAUGCAUUAAAAAUGGCUCUAAAAGAACUUUCAAAAUAUGAUUUACCUUCCAUAUUGCAUAAAGUACCUGAUGUUGAACUGCAAUUACCUCCAAUGGAGGGAAACAUAAUCGAUCACUUUUAUAAGAUUGGUAAAAUACAAAGUGAUCCAUAUGCCACAUUGAUGGAUGCAUUUUUAAAACACAAAUUACCUACUAUGCCUAAUGAAUGGGUAUUUAGAGAAGGGUGGACAAGAUAUUGUGGGAAUGAAAUUGAGCCAUGCGACUAUCCCAAAGAAGAAGUAAUCAUUUUUGAUGUUGAAGUGUGCUGUACGGAAGGUGAUUUACCAACCUUAGCAACUGCUGUCACAUCAGAAGCUUGGUAUAGUUGGACGAGUAGAGAUUUAUUUAAUUGUAAUACUAGAUCUGGUAGAAAUCUGGGUUAUUCAUCCAAAGAUCUUGUACCUUUAGAGGCAUCAAUUAAUUCCAAAGAAAAAUCAACUGAAUGGACAAAUACUCCUAAAUUGUGUAUUGGCCAUCAUGUUGCUUUCGAUAGGGCCAGAAUUAUGGAACAAUAUUGGUUAAAUCGUACAGCUCUUCGAUUUAUUGAUACUAUGUCUUUACAUGUUGCCAUAAGUGGUAUUACUAGUUAUCAAAAAACCUUAUUAAAGUCUAAAGACACCAUUGAAGAUGAAUCUUGGCAACAAUACAGUUCGUUAAACAGUUUAAAUGAAGUGUACAAAUUAUAUUGUAAAUCAGAGUUGUCAAAGAGUGAUCGUGAAAUAUUUGUUAAAGGUUCAUUAAAAGAUAUAAAUGAUAAUUUUCAAAAUUUAAUGACCUAUUGUGCAAAUGAUGUAAAAGCUACAUCACAAGUUUUAAGAAAACUAUGGCCGAUGUUUUUAGAACGGUUUCCUCAUCCUGUUACUUUGGCUGGUAUUUUAGAAUUAGGUACAUCAUAUUUGCCAGUAAAUUCAAAUUGGAACAGAUAUUUGAACACUUCAAAUGAAAUAUAUGAAGAUCUGGAUAUUGAAUCUAAAUUUUUACUUUCACAACAAGCAAAUCAAGCUUGUCAAUUAAUGUAUAACGAUAAUUAUAAAAAAGAUUUGUGGCUUUGGGACCAAAAUUGGAUUUCAAAGGAGUUAAAAUUGAAAAAAGAAAAGAAAAAGAAACCAAAAAUUACUGUUGAAAAUCAAUCUAUAGAACCUGAAGAUAUAUAUGAAGAAAGAUUCCUAGAAUUAGAAAAAACAUUUAAACCGCUAAUGGAGACUAUUGAACGGAUGCCUCUUAAGACACCUCAUCUAGCUGGUUAUCCAGAGUGGUAUAGAAAAUUGUGUGCCCCUCCCAAAGAUUUAAAUUGGGUUCCUGGUCCAGUACUCAUAAGCUCUGGUAUGCAUCUUGUCCCUAAAUUACUUUCUCUUAUGUGGAAAUCUCUUCCUCUACAUUACGUACGAGGACAUGGCUGGGGCCAACUUGUACCUUAUGAUACAGACAUAAAACUCUUAGAUUCUGAAUUUGUACCAAUUGAAGAACUAAAAGAUCACUAUGUUAAAAGUAAUGCAUCUUGUAAUUGUAAAAUAGUAAUAAAUAAUUCUGAACUACAUGAAGAUGUCCAGACGAAUCUAGUUAAAUAUGAAUGCACUUUUAAAAAAAAAAAAUAUAAAAAUACCAAAUUUGAGCCAUGCAAAGACAAUUUAGCUACAGGUUGUGGCAUAUUAAAACUUCCACAUAAGGAUGGGAAUCAUUUAAAUGUUGGUAAUCCCCUUGCACGAGAUUUCUUGAAUAAAUUUUCUCAAAAUGGUUUGUCUGGGAAAGAUAGUAAAGCCGAACGCAUCAUUGAAAUAUCACGUAUGUUGUCUUAUUGGAGAAAUAAUAGAGAACGUGUUGAAGGUCAAAUUGUUGUUUGGACCAAUAAAUCUGAAGGAUUUGGUGCAAUCAUACCACAGGUUGUAGUAUGUGGAACAUUAACUCGUCGAGCUGUAGAAAGAACAUGGAUGACAGCUGCUAAUGCUAUUGAUGAACGUGUUGGCUCUGAGUUGCGUAGUAUGAUCCAAUCACCAGCUGGUUAUUCUUUAGUUGGGGCAGAUGUCGAUUCCCAAGAAUUAUGGAUAGCAUCUGUCAUCGGAGAUUCGUAUUUUGGCAAAGAACAUGGAGCGACUGCUUUUGGCUGGAUGACACUCAGUGGCAGGAAAAGUGAUGGCACAGAUAUGCAUAGUGCAACUGCAAAAGCAAUUGGAAUCACUAGAGAUAACGCCAAAGUAUUAAACUAUGCUAGGAUUUACGGGGCAGGAAAACCAUUUUCUGAGCGUUUGUUGAAGCAAUUCAAUCCAGAUUUAAGUCCUAUACAAGCAAAGCAAAAAGCAAUAGCUAUGUUCAACAUGACAAAAGGAAACAGAGUUUAUAGGCUACAUGAUUCUGUAUUGCCCGAAAUCGAGAAAAGAGAGCAUUCAAGACGUGGUGCACAAGAAUUAUGUGCUAUUUAUAAUAUGAGUGUUGAAGAAUUAUUUGAAAAACCUGCUUGGAAAGGAGGUUCUGAAUCUGCUAUGUUUAAUAGUUUGGAACAAAUAGCCUGUUCUAAACAACCAAAAACACCGUUUUUAGAUUCUAGACUCAGUCGUGCUUUAGAAAUGAAUAGAGAGGAUGUGGAUAAAUUCAUACCGACCAGAAUAAAUUGGGUAGUGCAGAGUGGUGCUGUUGAUUUUCUUCAUUUAAUGUUGGUGUGCAUGCGUUGGUUAAUACAUCCAAAUGUUCGUUUUUGUCUAAGCUUUCAUGACGAGAUACGGUAUUUAGUACCCAAUGAACACCGUUAUCAGACUGCAUUAGCUUUACAUGUUACAAAUUUAUUAGUCAGAUCGUUUUGCAUUAAAAAAUUAGGAAUGACUGAUUUACCACAAUCUGUUGCAUUCUUUAGUUCAGUUGAAGUAGAUACUGCCCUGAGAAAAGAUGCAUUGAAUGAAUGUGUUACUCCAUCUAACCCGCAUGGAUUGUCAAAAGGUUAUGGAGUACCACUCGGAGAAUCGCUGGACAUAAUAAAAGCUAUAGAGAUGUCUGGAGGAAACAUUGGUAUAUUUAAAAAGAAAAAAAAAGAAAAUCGAUAAACCGUAAAAUUGAACAAAAACUAAAUGUUGAAAUAAGAUUUAAGUACAAAAUGCUAAAAAUUAUUGUGUAAAUAAAAUGUGUGUGUUAUUAUUUUUUUUUUUUACAGAAUGUCUAAAGCUACUAAGCGUAAACAUGUACAGAAGGAAAUGCUUGAUACCGAAUGGAACGGUCCAACAGACAAACAACGUAUUGUUCGAAUAGUUGCUGGGCGUGGUAACAAUCUUCAUGAAGUAUUCUCGGUAGAAGACAACGAAACAUUUCUUGUUUCUAUGCCAGUCAAGUUCAGGCGUAAUGUGUGGGUAAAACGUAAUGACUAUGUUGUUGUUGAACCAAUAACUGAAGGAGAUAGAGUUCGUGGUGAAAUUGUACGUGUGUUAAAUAAAGAAGACUUAAAACUAAUGAAACAGAAAGGAUGGGCUGGAAAGAAGGAAGAAAAUGAGAUUUUACCCAACACAAAUCGGCCUGUUGUUACCACGAUUAGCGAUUUGAGUGGUACUGAUACAGAUACUGAUCAUGAUGAUCCAUCUGAAGAUACAGAUUAAUAUUAUUAAAAAGUUAUAAUUGCUUGAAGGGCUGGUCUGGUCUUAAAGGCCCAUUGAAAUGAAAAGGCGUUUUUAAAAUAUGAAAAACUACUUUUUUUUUAUAUAUAUAUGUACAUAUUUAUUGUGCCAAAUGAAGACUGUUUUAUAAAUAAAAUGUGAUUUAUACAUUAAGCUGUAAUGGAAAUUAAAUAAAUUUAAUUAAUUAUAAGUACAAUAUAUUAAUAUAGCAUUUAAAAUUGUCAUAUAUGUUAAAUGGAUAUACGACAAAAUAAAUGUAUUGUUUUAUUCAACAAGAGUAAAAAUACUUCAAUAAAACGAGACUUAUUUUCUCUUAUUGUUAAAAAUAUUUAACUAUUACAAUUGUAUUGUUAUAAAAUAUAUAACUAAUCUACCACUAUUCAAAUAAUUUAGUUCAUUUAUUACUAGUUAUAUAUCCAUUAUACAUCGUCAUUACGGCAUAGGCAUAAAUAGCCAAAUUAUUUAAGGGGGGUUAGUUGAGUUAGCCCCUCUUUUUUACACCCAAUCAUAGCAUAUCAGGUUAUACCAGUUGGUAAUAGUUGUUACUAAAUUUUUUGGUGAAAAGUUUUGCGUCCAUUUCAAUUCCUAAUACCUAUUUGUAAUAUUAGUAAUAUAUUUUUAAUAAAUACCUUAAUAUUAGGUAUUAAUUGAAGUUUUAUAACAUUACAUUGAAACAAUUAUUACACACAAAAACUGUGAUUUAGACUCAAAUAUACACAGAGCGAUUAUUUUAUUGUUAAACACUCAUUAUUUAAAAAAGUAUUAUAUUGUUUGACUUACAGAAUAUCAUGAUUGAAGAUAUAUCAUAAAUAAACCACAUAAUUUUAGUUAGAACUUACCAAUUUGACUAAACAGUUUAUCUGUGUGAAUAACCUUUCUGGUAAUUUUUUUUUUUUGGUACAACGUAAAUUAUUUACAUUUCGACAGAUUGUAUUUAACGUAAUUGUUCAUAAGAAAUAUCUUUUUUAUCCAAUUUUGAUAUUUUUUUUUUUUUGUUUCACCUUCCAAAGGGCACGACUCUUGAUAUAUCUCAACAAAUCCUUCUCCCCAUGCCAGUGGCGGUUUUACCAAAGUGGCAAGGGAGGUAGUGUCUCCCUUCAAAACAAAAAAAUACAUUAUUAAUAUUCCUUAAAUUAUAAAAUAUUGUUUGUUCAUAUUUUGUUUAAUAUUUUCAAAUUAGACACUAUUAUUAUAAAAGCAAAAUAAAUAAAAUGUAUGUUUAAUUUUUGUAUGAAAAGAGCUAUGGAGUGUACCGUGCCCACUGCUAGAAUCCAAUUUAAAACAAGGCGUGCACAGUAUGUGAAUAUAAUAUUGUUACAUAGCGAACCCCUCCUAGUGUCCCGUAACGAAGGCGGCAUCCUAGGAGGCGACCGCCGCCAGUAUGUUAUGGCUAAUGACGCACAAGGCAGACAGGCUUCGGCAGCCAAUGCAACGCAAGAUUGCUUAUUGCUCAUCGCUCACUAGGCAGCCAACUGGCUGCGCCCAGCCAGAGGAAAACAACGUUUUUACAUACGAAUGUAUUUGGCUGCCUGCAAUCUCCGCUCACUAGUCGAAGCAUCCGGUUGUCUUUUGCGUUUAUAGUAGUUUUUCCUCCGAUACGAUCACCAACGUUUUUAUCGAAUUUAUCGUAUUUACGUAUUUAUCGAAGAAAAUAUCGUGAUGAUUUUCAAUACGAAAAUGCUUAUUCGAGAAGUCGAAAAGCAAUUUGGGACAUAACUUCUGAUGAAUACAGCGAUCGUGAUUUAAAGAGAAGACGAUGGGAGGAAAUUACAAAUAUAAUGCGUGUUGAAAGUNAAAAAAAUGAAUUCGGUAAGUAUUAUUUUAUUUUAAUAAAUUAUAAUAUAAUAUAAAAUUUACGAUACUAUUAAUAUAAUUUGUGAGGAGAAUUUUAACUUUAAAAAAAAUAUGUAAUUCAUAAUUAGUAAUUACUAUCCCAAUGCUAUCCUAUCUUGCCAUUCUAGCGGAUUUGUAUUUACAAAAUAAUUAGCAAAUAAAUUUGUUGCAACGAUUUUGUCCACUGCUGAAUGCCCCUGGUCCAUAAUUUUGUUGUGUCGAAUAUCCUUUGUGAUAUUGUUCACUUCUGAAAGUACCCGGUCCAUAGUUUGGUGAAUGUUCAGCCUGAUAUUGACUACUAAUAUUAAUGCUCGAUGCCUUUGGUCCAUAUCUAUGGAUAUAUGGCACAUUAUGAUAAUAACUUUGAUUAUUAAUUUUCAGGGCCCUACCAUGACCUUGAGUUGUUGUGGUAGUCUGGUCCUCCAGGUUGGGGGUUAUGCGCAGGGCUAACAACCCUGCCAUGUGAAAUCACCCUUGUUCAGGAUACAACAAUAAACUUGCCUCGGAUAUGUGGAGCUUUGGAGAACAAGACUGGAAAACGGAGUAAGAGGAUUUUUAACUACCGGUUGUCUCGGGAAAAGCGGUACAUAGAAUGCUCGUUUGGCAUUAUGGCAAACAAAUGGAGAAUUUUUCACCGUCCAAUGGAUGUUCGAAAUGAAUUGGCAAUCAUCAUAAUAAAAACAUGCUGUGUGUUAUAUAAUUACGUGCGACAAAAAGAUUGAUAUAGAUUUCAAGAUACAUUGGAAGUCCCUUCGAAACUAGGAACCCCCAGGUCCUCCAAGCAGAGCAAAUAGAUCAUCAGCGUCUUGUAAAGAUUUAUUUGCUGAUUAUUUUAUAAAUACAAAUCCGCUAGAAUGGCAAGAUAGGAUAGCAUUGGGAUAGUAAUUACUAAUUAUGAAUUACAUAUUUUUUUUAAAGUUAAAAUUCUCCUCACAAAUUAUAUUAAUAGUAUCGUAAAUUUUAUAUUAUAUUAUAAUUUAUUAAAAUAAAAUAAUACUUACCGAAUUCAUUUUUUUCUUUUUCUAUUAAACUUUCAACACGCAUUAUAUUUGUAAUUUCCUCCCAUCGUCUUCUCUUUAAAUCACGAUCGCUGUAUUCAUCAGAAGUUAUGUCCCAAAUUGCUUUUCGACUUCUCGAAUAAGCAUUUUCGUAUUGAAAAUCAUCACGAUAUUUUCUUCGAUAAAUACGUAAAUACGAUAAAUUCGAUAAAAACGUUGGUGAUCGUAUCGGAGGAAAAACUACUAUAAACACAAAAGACAACCGGAUGCUUCGACUAGUGAGCGGAGAUUGCAGGCAGCCAAAUACAUUCGUAUGUAAAAACGUUAUUUUCCUCUGA